Molecule: messenger RNA, 1351 nt
Organism: Effrenium voratum
Lineage: Eukaryota; Dinophyceae; Suessiales; Symbiodiniaceae
Source: the annotation of a GenBank genome assembly
AAGCCAUUGUGGCUCCGGAGAGGGGUUGCAUUGGCAAGUGUGCAUUUUCCUCCAUCGAAUUGGCUAUAGUUGGUUCACUGAGUAUGCGACUUCUUGCCGUGGUGGUGCUGGAUCUACUCCUGCGCGUUUCGGCGGACCUGGCCUUCGUGGCUGCCCCAGCGCAGCGGGUGGAUGCGCCCUACGCGAGAAGCGUGCCCGCUCCGGAGGGGAGGACCAGCUUCUCAAGUCAGGCGAGCACCACUGGUGCAUUUCUGCUUGGUGCCGCUCUACUAGCCGCGAGCCGACGUCGAGCUCGCACCUCCAGAAAUGUGUGGACCUUUUAUCCAGUAGACAAAGACCAGGAGUGUACUUGGCCUGGCCUUGCUGAUGAUGCAGAGGGCCCGCGCUGGAGAAAGCAUGUCAACCUGAGUCGAUCAACAUUCAAACCCUAUGGUCGCAGCGUGAAGUACAUGAAGCAGCAGAAGAUCCUGCGGUCGCACAACGUUUGGUGGGCAAAAUAUGGUGCCUGGCACACGGAGGUGAAGAACCCAUACUCUCGCAACAUGUACCAGGGAAAGCCUGAGAAUCCAGACUUUCCGUCUCCGACCACGGGCAUCCCUGCCCUCAGCGGCUGGGCCCCUGCUGCUCUAGCCAGCUCUGCUCCGCUCGGGCAGACGGGCUCAACCUUCGUGGGCGGCAAGCGAGCAGUCUUCAGGCCCUUGUCGUCACGCUCAGCACUGAUCCUUCAUGCCCACAAGAAGGCUGCGGCCAGUACCAAGAACCAGGGACACUCCCGCAACCCGCACUUCUGGGGUGUGAAGGCUCUCAACGGCAAGGCAGUCAAGUGCCGGCAGUUGCUGGUCAAGCAGAAAGGCAUGAAUUGGUAUCCCGGAACCAAUGUCAUGCGAUGCAAGAACGACUCUUUGAUCUCUUUGCGGGAUGGCAUUGUGCAGUGGCGUGGUGACUACCGUCACAAGGAGGUGAGUGUGGUGCCGUGGGAAUACGUCAACAAGAAGUGCUACUUCCACAACCCGGGCAACCUCGCGCCCAAGGUCUACGAGCCCUGGAUGGGCAGCAACUUCUCUCGCUACUCCAGAAAGUGGCCGAUUCGGGCGAUGUACGAGGAGUGGAAGGAGACCGAAGAGGGCCAGGCCCAUGUAGCCAAGAAGGCUGAGAAGAAGGAGAAACAGAAGGAGAUCCAGCUGAAGAUCAGGGCCAAGAAGAAGUGGCGCUUGGCAGAGAAGAAGAAGGAGAAGGUGGCAGCGGGAGACUCCGAGAGUGAGGCGGAGUGAGUGACGCGCAGUGCAGCCGCACCGAAUGCCAAGGGAGCUUGAGACGCGAACAGACCGGAAGCGGGCUGAGGAAGUCAUGG